UCUCAACAAUUAGGAAAUGAAAGAUGCGCCUUACAUUAGGAUUGACGCAACAUAUGGUGAUUAACUUUGUUAUUUUUUCUAAUGUUUCUAAUUUUGUAGAGAGAUUUUCGGUAUUAGGGUUAUUUGGUAGAAUUUUAUAUGUCCAAGUCUAGAAAAUUUGUUUCCUAGGUUAUUAGUAGGUGGGUAUUUAUUUUAUUUUAUUUUAUUUUCAACUUUAGUUGAGUUGGAGCCUCUAAAAAGACUCCAAUUCCCCCUUUGCAAGACACGCUUGAAUAAUAAUAUUUUAUCCAUGAUACGUUUAUCAUUGUGAAGUUGAAGCAUGGUGGUUUGAUUUUGGUACUAAUUAUCCCAUCUCCUAGUUUCAUGUUCACACAUCCAUCCACCAUCUUUUCCAUUAUCCAUCAUCCACCAUUGCCCUCGACAUAAGCAUGUCAUGUUCAUACCAAAACUAUUACUUUGUGAUCUAUUCGUCCAUGCACCAGCUCCACAUUCCAAGACUAAACCUUCACCUUUCACACAGUCCUCUAUAUCCACCAUCCUCUACUUUGUUUCAUCCGAAUUAGUUUUCGCAUGACGAUCGACCCAUCACACAAUGCUUUUGCACUUCGCCACCUAAAAAAGAAUACUGUUGUAGUAAGAGUAACAAGAGAUGACAAAAAUCCCCUUUGUACCCCAAUCAAAAACUGCAUGAUUAUUGCUCAUGUUUCUCGCUAUUGUAACAACAACAACAACUUGUGGCAUCUUCCCGCUGCAAUGGCGGCACCAUUACCAUUCUGCUGCAUCAUCCUGGUCAACUGCAACUUAGUCACCUUCUCUAUCGUUGUGCAACUUCACCGCAACUUCUCUGCAUUGCUAUUGUCGUCUCCGCUCCACAAAGAGCCAUGCAAGACGCUGUCUCCUCACUUCUAUGAGGUUGAUCAAGUUGCCCUCUGAUGACGAUCUAACUGCAAGUGCCACCUUUGUCUGAAGCUUUAUCUGUUGCACAUCCUACUGUUGACUGGUGAUGGGUGCCACCUGACCAACAUUGAAUGCUGCGUCCACUACACCUUGCUUUCCUGGCAAACACUAGGACCUACACUCACUCUGCUCAUCUAUUUCUGCUUGUCAACUUUGCUCUUGUGAACCUCCCGUACCUUUGUCGCCAUCCACAUGACAAGUUGCUCUCGCCUCUGAAUCCAGUUGAAAAUCCCCUUCCCUAGCAUGAAGCCGCCUACCAUUGAAUCCUCUAUUAACGGCAAUGCUCUCACAUGCAAGCCAAGAACCGAAGACAAUCUCCAACUGGAUCCCAAAUCAGGGAUUAAAUUCCAGUCUGUGAUUUGCAUAAUCUCUUGGAGAAGACAAAGCCUUCUUAGAUUGAGACCUGAUUAAAUCCAGCAAAAUUUAAAAAACAAGGCACUAUUGCAGAGUUACUGUAAUUAAAAAAAAUGAAAAAAAAUUGAUGGAAAAAAAGGAAAGGAUCUGCCAUUAGGAGUUAUCAAAGGGUGGAUGAGUUAUGUUGAUUUGGCGGGCUUCACAUUUUGUUGUUGUAAUAUUAGUUACCCGGUUGCUUUAUUUAUUUUCAACUUUAGUUAGGUUGGAGCCUUCACAAAGACCCCAACUCCUCUUUGUGUGAAGUCCUUGAUUUAAUAAUAUUUUCUUCUGAAUACAUUUAUCAUUGUGGAAGCCUGGUGCUUCAACUUUGUUCCUCCGCAGCUUGGUGCUGUGUCAAGGAUGUAAGGAGCUAAAGCUAUGUUUAAAGCAUUUAACUAUUGCAAGGGAAAUGGGAGAGCAUUUUGUGCUGGAGGAGAUGUUGUAGCAGUUGUCCAAUCUGUAACUGAAGGUAGAUUCAAGUUAUACUAUGCUGCCUGUGAAGAACUGUGGUCAACAACAUCGUCAAGCAAUUGGACCAUGGGCGCAGAAUAUUUUCGCAAUGAAUAUACUUUGAAUUACAUAAUUGCAACUUACAGUAAACCUCAGGUUUCCAUUCUUGAUGGAAUUGUCAUGGGAGGCGGUGCUGGUGUUUCUGUACAUGGUAGAUUUAGAAUCGCCACUGAGAAAACAGUCUUUGCAAUGCCAGAAACAUCACUAGGUUUGUUUCCAGAUGUAGGCGCUUCAUAUUUUUUGUCAAGGCUUCCUGGAUACUUUGGAGAAUAUGUUGGCCUAACUGGUACGAGGUUAGAUGGGACUGAGAUGCUUGCGAGUGGCUUAGCCACUCACUUUGUCUCCUCUACAAACUUGAAAAAGUUGGAAGAGUCACUUUCUAAGGUGGAAACAUCCGAUCCUUUUGCUAUCUGUGCCUGUAUCGAUCAGUUCUCAAAAGCAGUGUCGCUGAAAGCGACUAGUUCUUAUAACAGAAUGGAUGUAAUCGAUAAGUGCUUCUCCAAAGAAACAGUCGAAGCAAUUAUUGUUUCCCUCGAAAAGGAGGCCGAGAGCGUGCACGAUGAAUGGAUUAUGUCUACUAUUCUGUCAAUGAAAAAGGCAUCUCCUAUUAGCCUGAAAAUUACUCUCAGAUCGAUCCGAGAAGCAAGACGGCAAGGAGUAGAUAAAUGCCUGAUUAACGAUUACAGAUUGUGCUGCCAUAUUUUGCGACAAGAAGCCAGCAAGGAUUUCUUCGAGGGUUGUAGGGCUAUUUUGGUGGACAAAGAUAAGAACCCAAAGUGGGAACCAUCGCGGCUGGAUCAAGUGGACGAUAAAGUAGUUGACCGAUAUUUUGUCGAGGUCAGAGAUGCAAAUUGGGAGGACCUAAAACUUCCGGCAAGACACAGCUUAGCAGCCAAGUAUGUGUCAAGGAUGUAAAGAUCCAAGGAGUUCCGCUGUUGUCAAUCUCCAAAAAGGAGCUCCGGCAAGAUGCAAUUGGAAUGCUUGCUUUGAGUAAUAUUGGAUGAAAAGAGCAGCAAAAGCAAUCUAGUUUGGUUGAUAAACUCGAUAAAUUUAUGCUGAUGGCGAUUACUCUCGAAUGUGACGGGUGAUAAGAAGUGAAGCACUUGGAUUGAAGAAGUGAAACACUUGUUAGAGGAGAGUGAAACACUUUGUUCGCAAAAUCUUCACAAGCUUUGUUUAUGAAUGUCAUUGAACUGAAUUUACUAUUAAGCUUGUUUAUAUAUACAAGUACUCCUUGAGGUUCA
This is a messenger RNA of Zingiber officinale, 3104 nucleotides long. Its product is annotated as 3-hydroxyisobutyryl-CoA hydrolase 1-like. The transcript is spliced from 12 exons. Gene Ontology annotation, biological process: L-valine catabolic process. Gene Ontology annotation, molecular function: 3-hydroxyisobutyryl-CoA hydrolase activity. Lineage: Eukaryota; Viridiplantae; Streptophyta; Magnoliopsida; Zingiberales; Zingiberaceae. Bases 1729 to 2775 code for a protein of 348 amino acids. The record is from RefSeq and is a predicted model, not a curated record.